Lithohypha guttulata is the source of this 1284-nucleotide messenger RNA. RefSeq names its product aspartate transaminase aat1 (gene AAT1). The transcript is spliced from 3 exons. Gene Ontology annotation, biological process: L-aspartate catabolic process; biosynthetic process. Gene Ontology annotation, molecular function: L-aspartate:2-oxoglutarate transaminase activity; pyridoxal phosphate binding. Bases 1 to 1284 code for a protein of 427 amino acids. NCBI's taxonomy places the organism in Eukaryota, Fungi, Ascomycota, Eurotiomycetes, Chaetothyriales, Trichomeriaceae. Gene Ontology annotation, cellular component: mitochondrion. The record is from RefSeq and is a predicted model, not a curated record.
AUGUUGUCAAGUUUUAGACCAGCUACUCGACUGCUGGCUCGUCAAGGCCAGGCUCAAUCCGUGGUUCGAGCUGCAUAUGCGUCCACUUGGAGCAAUGUGCCGCAAGGUCCUCCUGAUGCCAUUCUAGGUAUCACAGAGGCAUACAAAGCGGAUAGCUUUUCGGAGAAGAUCAACCUAGGCGUAGGCGCAUAUCGUGAUGACAAGGGUAAACCAUACGUCCUCCCAUCCGUUCGUACUGCCGAAGAGAAGGUCAUCUCAUCUCAGAUGGACAAGGAAUAUGCUGGCAUCACUGGUGUUCCAGCUUUCACAAAGGCAGCAGCUGUCCUGGCUUAUGGUGCAGACUCGGCAGUCAUCAAAGAGGAUCGUGUCGCUAUCACACAGUCGAUAUCCGGUACAGGUGCACUCAGAAUAGGAGGUGCUUUCUUGGAACGAUUCUAUCCACAUGGCAAAUCCAUCUACAUCCCAACUCCUAGCUGGGCAAACCACAAGGCAGUGUUUAGCGAUUCUGGUCUCGAGGUGAAGCAAUAUAAGUACUACAACAAGGACACUAUUGGUCUUGACUUCGAUGGUAUGGUUGCCGACCUCAAGGCCGCCCCAAACAAGUCGAUUAUUUUGCUCCACGCCUGCGCACAUAACCCGACCGGUAUCGAUCCUACCCCCGAGCAAUGGCAGCAGAUCAGCCAGGUUGUGAAGGAGAAAGAGCACUAUCCCUUCUUCGACAUGGCAUACCAAGGCUUCGCAAGUGGUGACACCGACAGAGACGCCUAUCCUGUCCGACUAUUCAUCGAGCAAGGUCAUGGACUUAUCUUGAGUCAGAGUUUCGCAAAGAACAUGGGUCUGUACGGUGAAAGAGUCGGAGCUUUCUCGAUCGCUUGCGAGUCUACCGAAGAGAAGAAGCGUCUCGACUCUCAGAUCAAGAUUCUUGUCCGACCUCUCUACUCCAAUCCUCCUGUCCACGGUGCACGUAUUGCCUCCACCAUCCUCAACGAUCCAGCCCUCAACAAGCAAUGGUUGGGCGAGGUCAAGGGUAUGGCCGACCGUAUCAUUGAGAUGAGAGCUCUACUGAAGAAGAACCUGGAGGAGCUUGGGAGCAAGCAGAACUGGGACCACAUCACGAAUCAGAUUGGUAUGUUCGCAUACACGGGUCUCAAGGCCGAGCAGAUGGAUAAACUUGCCAAAGAACAUUCUGUCUAUGCUACUAAGGACGGUCGAAUUUCGGUUGCUGGUAUCACGUCAGGAAACGUCAAGCGUCUUGCUGAGUCCAUCUUCAAGAUAACUGGCUAG